AUGUCUUCUCAAAGCGCCAAAGUGCUCAAGGCGACCCCUCUGGAAGACUCUGAGGCCAAAUGGGUGGGUUUGCGCUCGAUCGAGUGGGUCGACCCGACGGGCAAGCAGCGCAAAUGGGAGUCGGCCGACCGCAAAACGCGCAAAGGCGACGUCGAUGCCGUGGCCAUCAUGACCAUCAUCCACCGUCCUUCCUCUGAGCCACACCUUCUGCUCAUCUCACAAUACCGACCACCUGUGGGCAAGAGCUGCAUCGAGAUGCCCGCCGGACUCAUUGAUGCCGGCGAAGAAGGCGACGAGGGGACCAACAGGGCUGCGCUGAGGGAGCUCGAAGAGGAAACGGGGUACGGCACCGACAAGGAGGGCGGCAAGGUCAAGAUCGAAGAGACGACGCCCACCAUGCAUAACGAUCCUGGCCUCACGGGCGCCAACAUGAAGCUGGUCGUGGUCAAUAUCGAGUUGAGCGACGAUUCGGCUGAACCAGUGGCCAAACCCGAGGAAGGAGAGUUUAUCGAAAAGCAUCUGGUGCCUGUCAAAGGGCUCUAUCAAAGUCUGAAGGACUUCCAAUCGAAAGGUUUCGCAGUCGACGCUCGUCUAGCGCAUCUCGCCAUCGGCCUCGAAGUGGGCGCUGGCAAAAUGGGACGUCUGUAG
This is a messenger RNA of Sporisorium graminicola, 648 nucleotides long. RefSeq lists its product as uncharacterized. Lineage: Eukaryota; Fungi; Basidiomycota; Ustilaginomycetes; Ustilaginales; Ustilaginaceae. Gene Ontology annotation, cellular component: nucleus. Gene Ontology annotation, biological process: ribose phosphate metabolic process; nucleoside phosphate metabolic process. The transcript has 2 exons. Gene Ontology annotation, molecular function: ADP-ribose diphosphatase activity. Bases 1 to 648 code for a protein of 215 amino acids. The record is from RefSeq and is a predicted model, not a curated record.